AUGUUCAUCAACGCCAAUCCAAGACCUACCAAAGAAGGCAAAACUGAAUUCAAACUCGUUGUACUACUUCCCGAAGACAGUACUGUCCCUCAAUUCAUGUGGGUGAAGUGCUUUAUCGAAAAGACCGACACUGCCACCGCAAGAAAAUGCAAAGUCCACCGCUAUCAAUUCUCGCCUACCCCACAUGAGAUCAUCAAGAGUCCGAUCGAACCUCCGGGUAAUGAAGAUAGAAAUCUGCUUCUCAACAUGCGGGAGAUAUUUUACCACGGCAAGACGAACGCCCAUCUCGACCAUAAAAUCACGCUGUGGUUCAGAGAAGAAUUUUUGGCAGAUGGGUCAAGACCAAACAAGUAUGCAUUGGGAUGUCUUAGAGGGAAAAAGAAAAGAGACUGGAGAGGUCCAAUUCUUGUGUCGGCAAAUAUUGAGACUGAGUCCUUGGGUCACGCAUAUCUUUACCAAGAUGUCGUUCCUUCCGAUCUUCAACUUGUCCGACACUACAUCAUGAACAAUGGCGAGUUUGUAGGAGAGAGCUACUUAGACGAGUUUGAGAACGGUGUGGCUGAAUCACGACUCCCCGAAAUCGUUACUGGUGUGCGAGUCUCUUGCCAGAAACAGAAUUCUGCGGGACACUUAGCAUAUUCCAAUAUAAAGAUGGAGCGAGGCCUAGCAAGAUUGAUAUGUGGCGGCCGGUCCCGAACUACGAUGCUUAUGGAGAUACCUCUAUAUUUGAUGAACACACCAAUUUUUAAAGAUAAGGUAAAGCAGUCUGCGGCCGAGGUUGGUUGUGGUAUGGCGGAAAACCACGUACCAUGGGUACUUCUUAGGUCAACAGACAUUGAAGUUGGAGAUUUCUGGAACCAAGUUGAAGACGACAAGAUCGUAACUUUCUCUGCAGGCUCUAUCAUCGCGUUCCGCAAAGAUGGGAAACAAUUGACCGCACGUCAUCUCGAAGCAGUUGUCGCCUACCACUUGGAGGUCAUCAUUCCAAAGAUGACAGACCUGAGUGAAAGCGCAUGGAAAGAGCGAAACAAAGAUAAGGGGAAGUGUGAUACGGAAAAGUUGGAGGAAGCCCGUAAGGAAAUGCUCGCCAAUUUCGUGUGCAAGGCAAGUUUCGAGAAGUUUUUCCAGGAGUACAAGCAGAAGAAGAUUGAGUCUGGCGAUGCCGAAUGGGCUAAGGCUGUGUCUCCCUAUGAGGUUUGA
Messenger RNA from Glarea lozoyensis ATCC 20868, 1200 nucleotides. RefSeq lists its product as uncharacterized. Lineage: Eukaryota; Fungi; Ascomycota; Leotiomycetes; Helotiales; Helotiaceae. Bases 1 to 1200 code for a protein of 399 amino acids. The record is from RefSeq and is a predicted model, not a curated record. The transcript has a single exon.